AGUUGUCAAGCGAAAUACAUGGCAUUAGUUUUUAUCAAAACAAAGAAUUUCGAUUUUCAUUUGGAAAAAAGUUGCGAAUAUUCUCGAAUUUAAUGCGGAAAACUGAUGUGAACUGUUGUCGAAUGCAGAAAUAGCCAUCGAAUUGUGUACGCACCAAUUUGAUUCCAAGUGAAAGAAGCUCAGUGUUUUGUGCAAUCACUUUUCAUACGAAAUUUUUUGUUGAGAUUACGAUGAGAACAUGAUUAAUCGACCACGAUGUCGGGAUUGGAGUCCAUUGGCCACACAACAGCUGCGUUUGCGGAAUCUAAUUCAAAUCACAGGACAUAAUAUCGAUGCAGAUCCGAAUACAUCGAUUUAUUUUACAUUGCAUUUGACAUUGAUGUCUGCCCCAUUUUUCACGAGUGAACCAUUGCAAACAUUUCGAAAUGUGAUUUGGUCGGAAAUCAAUUGUCAAAACAUUCAAAAAUCAACGUCACAAUUUGUUGUUGUUCGAGUAUGGCAAACAAAACGCGUCCAAACCACGGAAGAUGUAAGACAUCCACGGCGAUCGUCAUUGAGCAAUACAAUCUCCAUACACCGAGACUUGCGUCAAAGUAGCGUUGAGCCAAAUGUUGACCGUGAUUCAAGCGAUGGCACCAACAAUAAGGACAAAGUGUUGUUUGUGUGGGGCGUAUACUUUUCCGGUUUGGUGCCGAUAACAAAGCGUUCAGAGGUUAAAUUAAUGAAUAAUGCGCUAGUUUUUUAUAUUCACGGUGGUUUUUUUACAUCGGUCGAUUAUUUAUUGUCUGAAAGUGUUCCCAUGCAAUACAAACACUUCUUCGAAACUGCAUCGCAAAAAGAAUUUAAAAAAGGCUUAUUAUCAUCGAAAAAUUCUACUAACAAUUUAAUUGCUACCAAAGGUACGACUAUUAACACCACAAAAAACUGUGAUAGCCUGCAUUCAAGUCGAAAUUAUCUAAAUGAAUUGGAUGUUGGCGAGCGUAAACCAAUUUCAAUGGCAAAUUCGCCAAAACGAAUAUCGGAGCCGAUUUAUGCCAGCGGACGAUUAUCUCCAUCAUGUGAUGCUAUCACAAAUUUACCACACAAACCAGAAAAUUCGAAUGAUGCGCACGAUCAAAAUGCCGACGAAGAAUACACAAUAACCGAUCCGAAUGUAUUGAAAGUUCGAUUUUUGGAUAAGGAAUUUUUCAAAUGGGAAAUUCGUCGUAGUUAUAAUGUGCAAAAGCUACUUUUGCUACAGGAAAAACAACGCGUAUUCCGAAAGAAAACCCAGAGUGCCAAUGAGGUGAUGGAAAAAAUAUGCAUGAAAAGUGCAUCAUGUUUGAAUUUGGAAUUAAUUGCAAACAAAGCGAUGUUCUAUCGUCCAAAAUUAGUGAAUCCAUCCUAUGGCCGAACAUUAAGUCGACUGUUGACAACGCAACCAGAACAACCAAAACCCGAAGAUUUGCUGCGAGCACAAGAACUGCGACGCAAAAUCGAAACGGCCAAAUUUCGAUGCCGAUUUUUGACCAUGGAACGCGAUCGAUACAAGGUUACGUUGCGAAAAUUGCAUGACAAAUGCGCCCAAUUAAAUGACGAAAAUAUCGAUAAAGAAUCUUGGCUCAUGGAUGACUAUCGUGAAUUGAGCCGCGACCGAGAUAUGGCCAUUGAAAAGCGUGCGCUUCAUUCAAGCCGACAGAAAUCGUAUGAAAAAACUAAAGAGUCGCUCAUACAGCGACAACAUCAACUGCUUGGCCAAUUGCGAGACAUUUAUGUGAUUAAAGAACGCGAUCGAAGCGGAAUCUAUGAGAUUAACGGCAUUUGCCUACCAAAUACGGACAUUUUACGCAAAUAUUAUAGCUCACAUCCAUCCGGUACGAAUAAUCCGGCACUUAGUCUUUCCGUUGCUAUGUGCUACGUUGCCCAUGUCGUUCUACUAUGCUCUUCAAUUCUUAAUGUGACAUUAAGAAAUAAAAUCAUUUAUCAAGGAUCAGCAUCGAAAAUUCGCGAUGACAUCAAAAUGCUUUCCGAACAUGAUCGAGAAUUUCCCUUGUAUUGCCGUAACAUUCCUCCCAGUGAUUCAUUGCUGUAUGCAGCAUUUUUACUUAAUCAAAAUAUAUCACAAAUGAAAUUCAUUUUAAAUCUACACUCGUCGCGUGAGGAUUUGCGUGCAACACUUCCAAAUCUACUGGCAAUACUAACGGUUGGCGAAGAAAUCACCGAAAAAUAUUUUGCGAUUCAGGAGUCGGCCAGUGUAUCUUUUUUAGCGGCCGAUGCAGAUGUACCGAUGUCAUCCAUUUCGGAAACGUCCAUUGAUAUGAUGCUACCAGUGCCAGCCAACAAAGCAUUUUCGAUCAGCGAAGAGAAUAUCAAUUUGGCCGACCAAUCCAGACAAAGCAUUGGUUCCUGUCGUACACGCGGAAGUUUUUCGGAUGAUCAAUUAGCAAAAUGUCGUGAUGACAAUUCAGAUCGAAAAUCGAAUGUCAGUGCAAGCAGCCCGCAUAAGACUUUUAGCUCGGAACCAAUUUUACCAACUGGACACAUUUCGUAAACACACCAAUCACCAACACCAAAUGAUACGCGAUUCUUUAGUUAAAUGUCUCUCUUCAAAAUGUUCUAAAUGUUCUCCUCCAUUUGGUAUUAUUCUUAUUUCGUUGACUUUGACUUGUAUUGAGUUGAUUGUUAAUUGUGUAUUUAAAUAAAUUUAAAAUGUAUAUGCGUUUCAA
Contarinia nasturtii (swede midge) is the source of this 2705-nucleotide messenger RNA. It is a transcript of the gene Uvrag, whose product is annotated as UV radiation resistance-associated gene protein. The record is from RefSeq and is a predicted model, not a curated record. Gene Ontology annotation, biological process: SNARE complex assembly. The transcript has 5 exons. The coding region runs from base 239 to 2530 and encodes 763 amino acids. Gene Ontology annotation, cellular component: lytic vacuole; endosome. Gene Ontology annotation, molecular function: SNARE binding. Lineage: Eukaryota; Metazoa; Arthropoda; Insecta; Diptera; Cecidomyiidae.